AACAGAAUGAAGAAAGUCAGGGGGACUGUAAAGGCCAAUAUUGGUGCUGAUAAGAAGUUCUCCAAGGCACUGAGGGCCAGGCAGGAAGCAUCGGUUUCCUCAAAGCUGCUUCCCUCCUGGGGCAGAGUCUCCGUCACAAACAACCACCACUACAUCACCCCACCCCUCCUUCCUUCUCUGCUGUAAGCUCAGAGCAGCAGGACAAAGUACUUGGGACACAGACAGAGGCCUGGGAGCAGCCAUGGACUGUGGAGGAGUGAGCUUCCCAGGGGAUGGGUGGCCCCUGCCUUUCCUGCUCCUGCUCAUCAUGGGAGGCAUGGCUCAGGACUUCCCACCUCAGAUCCUAGUCCAUCCCCAGGACCAGCUGCUCCAGGGCUCUGGCCCCGCCAGGAUGAACUGCCGAGCCUCAGGCCAUCCGCCUCCCACCAUCCGCUGGCUGCUGAAUGGACAGCCUCUGAGCAUGGUGCCCCCAGACCUACACCACCUCUUACCAGAUGGAACCCUCCUGCUGCUGCGGCCCCCUGCCCAGGGACAUGAUCAUGAUGACCAGGUCCUAUCCACAGACCUAGGUGUCUACUCAUGUGAGGCCAGCAACCAGCUGGGCACAGCAGUCAGCCGUGGCGCUCGGCUGUCUGUGGCUGUUCUCCGGGAGGAUUUCCAGAUCCAGCCUCAGGACACAGUGGCUGUGGUGGGUGAGCAGGUGAUUCUGGAAUGUAGGCCGCCCUGGGGCCACCCAGAGCCCACAGUCUCAUGGUGGAAAGAUGGGAAACCCCUGACCCUCCAGCCAGGGCGGCAAAUGGUGUCCAGGGGGUCACUGCUGAUGGCAAGAGCAGAGAAGAGUGAUGCAGGGACCUAUAUGUGUGUGGCCACCAACAAUGCAGGACAACGGGAGAGUCGAGCAGCCAGGGUGUCUGUCCAGGAGCCUAAAGACUACACAGAGCCUCUGGAGCUUCUGGCUGUGCGCAUCCAGCUGGAAAACGUGACACUGCUGAACCCGGAUCCUGCAAAGGGCCCCAAGCCUGGGCCUGCUGUGUGGCUCAGCUGGAAGGUGAGUGGCCCUGCUGCCCCUGCUCAGGCCUACACAGCUCUGUUUAGGACCCAGACUGCCUCAGGAGGCCAGGGAGCACCAUGGGCAGAGGAGCUGCUGGUUGGCUGGCAGAGUGCAGAGCUUGGUGGCCUCCACUGGGGCCAAGACUAUGAGUUCAAAGUGAGACCAUCCUCUGGCCGGGCUCGCGGCCCCGACAGCAAUGUGCUGCUCCUGAGGCUGCCAGAACAAGUACCCAGUGCUCCACCCCAGGAGGUGACCCUGAAACCUGGCAAUGGCAGUGUCCUUGUGAGCUGGGUCCCACCACCUGCUGAAAACCAUAAUGGCAUCAUCCGUGGCUACCAGAUCUGGAGCCUGGGCAACACCUCACUGCCCCCAACCAACUGGACUGUAGUGGGCGAGCAGACCCAGCUGGAGAUCGCCACCCGAAUGCCAGGGUCCUACUGUGUGCAAGUGGCUGCAGUCACUGGUGCUGGGGCUGGGGAACCCAGUAGCCCUGUUUGCCUCCUUUUAGAGCAGACCAUGGAGCGCACCGCCCGGGAACCCAGUGAUCCUGGUUCCUGGACCCUAGAGCAGCUGAGGGCCACCUUUAGGCGGCCAGAGGUCAUUGCCAGCAGUGGUGUCAUGCUCUGGCUGCUGCUGCUGGGCACCGCUGUGUGUAUCCACCGCCGGCGUCAAGCUGGGGUGCACCUGGGCCCAGGUCUGUACAGAUACACCAGUGAAGAUGCCAUCCUAAAACACAGGACAGAUCACAGUGACUCCCCCUGGCUGGCAGACACUUGGCGUUCUACCUCUGGCUCUCGGGACCUGAGCAGCAGCAGCAGCCUCAGCAGUCGACUAGGAGUGGACCCCCGAGACCCAAGAGAUUGUCGUCGCUCCUUGAUCUCCUGGGACCCCCGAAGCCCUGGUGUACCCCUGCUUCCUGACACCAGCACUUUUUAUGGCUCCCUCAUCGCUGAGCUGCCCACCAGCCCCCCAGCCCGGCCAAGCCCUAAGGCCCCAGCUGUCAGGCAUCUCCCACCCCAGCUGGCCCGGCUCUCCAGCCCCUGGCCUAGCUCAGACAGCCUCUGCAGUCGCAAGGGACUCUCUUCUCCACUCUUGUCUCUAGCCCCCGCAGAGGCUUUGAAGGCCAAAAGGAAACAGGAGCUGCAGCAUGCCAACAGCUCCCCACUGUUCCGGGCCAGCCACCCCAUAGAGCUCCAGGCCCGGGAAUUGGGAAAUAGAGGUUCCAAGAACCUUUCCCAAAGCCCAGGAGCUGUGCCCCAGGCUCUGGUUGCCUGGCGGGCCCUGGGACCACAGCUCCUCAGCUCCUCAAAUGAGAGGAUGACUCGCCCUCUCCCUCCAGCACCCAUCUUUCCUCAUGGAACUCCCACUCAGAGUCAACAGACCCAGCACCUGGUGGCGCCCCAAGUUUCCUCCUCUGUCUCACUGCCAGAAACCUCCAUCCCCAUCCUUAGCCGCUGCAGUUCCCCCAGCCCCCAGGCCUCUUCCCUCUCCGGCCCCAGCCCAGCUUCCAGUCGCCUGUCCAGCUCUUCACUGUCGUCCCUGGAGGAGGAUCAGGACAGUGUGCUGACCCCCGAGGAGGUGGCCUUGUGCCUGGAACUUAGUGAGGGUGAGGAGACACCCAGGAACAGUGUCUCUCCUAUGCCAAGGGCUCCUUCACCCCCUGCCACCUAUGGGUACAUCGGCGUCCCAACAGCCUCAGAGCUAGCAGACAUGGGCAGGACUGGAGGAGGGGUGGGGCCCGAGGGGUGUAGCUUGUUGUGCCCACCUCGACCCUGCCUCACCCCCACCCCCAGUGAGGGCUCCCUGGCCAAUGGUUGGGGCUCAGCCUCUGAGGACAAUGGCCCCAGUGCCAGAGCCAGCCUUGUCAGCUCUUCUGAUGGCUCCUUUCUUGCUGAUGCCCACUUCGCCCGAGCCCUGGCAGUGGCUGUGGAUAGCUUUGGUUUUGGUCUGGAGCCCAGGGAGUCAGACUGCGUCUUCACAGAUGCCUCAUCACCACCCUCCCCACGGGAUGACCUCUUUCUGACCCCCACCCUCUCCCUGCCCAUGUGGGAGUGGAGGCCAGAUUGGUUGGAAGAUGUGGAGAUUAACCACACUCAGCGACUGAGAAGGGGGCUGCCUCCCUGGUCCCCUGAUUCUCGGAUCUCUUCCCAGAGAAGUCAGCUCAGCUGUCCUGUGCCCAAGGCUGGUGCUCCUCCUGUAGAUUCCUCCUGAAUUAUGUCCCUGAGACUGCCAAGAAGAGAAUCAGAACCACCUCUCCUGUCUGACCACAAGGACUGGGCUGUGGCUUGUGGGUCUUGGCCUAUGUUUCUUUGCAGUUGAAAUACAACUUCCCGAACUUUUAGGAGAAUUCUCCCUCCAGGAUUGUGAAAACAAAACAAGAUAAGAGCCAAGAAGACUUGGAGCCCUCAGCGGGGAGAACGUCAUCUCUACCCAGCAUUGCUUUCACGUCUGUUCUACCCACUCCUACAACCAAAUAAUUUUGGCCUAAGGAGCAGCAUUGUCUCCUGCCCCCCCUACCCACUUGGAUUAUGAGAAGUGGGGGAGCCUGGGGUGUCUUUGUGAAAGACGAUAGCAACUGGUGGGACAGGACUUUGGAGGAAGAUUCUUGGAGCCUCCUCUCAGCCCUACCUUGGUCAUUUCUCUAGAGAAAAGUUCAACUCUCACCCCAACCACACCAUAUAAAGUAAAUAAACUCUCACUGAGACAGUGAGGCCCCACUUCAUGCCAAGAAGACAAAGGGUUCAAGGCGGGGUCUAGGGAGAAAACUAAAGAAGGGAGGUGUGAGAAUGCAGGACAAAAGCACCCUCCUCAUACUACUGUCACUUCGAGCUUAAGAAAUUUGAUACCAUAAAACUGUUAAGACUUGAA
Molecule: messenger RNA, 3919 nt
Organism: Carlito syrichta (Philippine tarsier)
Lineage: Eukaryota; Metazoa; Chordata; Mammalia; Primates; Tarsiidae
Gene: ROBO4
Product: roundabout guidance receptor 4
Exons: 19
Coding region: 242-3262 (1006 amino acids)
Biological process (GO): axon guidance; cell-cell adhesion
Cellular component (GO): axon; plasma membrane
Molecular function (GO): protein binding
Source: RefSeq, a predicted model, not a curated record